UAAGCUACUGUACAGCAGUUUGGAUAACACCGGUUGUAUGUAGCGGAUUCGAAGCGACGAUGAUGCUUUCUAUAAUUGUUUUGCUGCAGCUCCUCAGAUCAAGCAGUGCCGGACUUGGAACAAGUGACAGCUGCCUAGAGGUGUCUUUUAUAAGCCGGACCGACUGGAACGCCAGCGAACCAAUCGUUGAAAGAUCUAACAUAUACAGAGGGCGAUUCCCACUGCCUUAUUUCUUUGUCCACCACACUGCGUGGAUAUAUGAUGCUAAAGAUGCGUUGUCUGGUAUGCGACAAUGGGAGGAAGUCUGGAAACUGCAUGCAAUUGAUAAGAAAUGGAAGGAUAUCGGGUACAACUUCCUUGUGGAUGAGGCAGGCAACGUUUAUGAAGGGCGUGGGUGGAGAAAAGUAGGGGCUCACACUUUAGGAUUCAACUGCAACGCGUUUGCUGUGUCUGUAAUGGGCAGGUACUCGCAGAGACUGCCUGGCAAAAAGGCAACUGAUGCCAUUCAAAAACUCAUUCAGUGUGGUGUUGAAGAGGAACAUCUUCACAAAGAUUAUAUACUCCAAGGGCACAGAGAUUCAAAAUGUACAGCCACAGAAUGUCCAGGAGAACGAUUGUAUAAAGAAAUAAAAACAUGGCCGCAUUAUCCAAAUAGAGGUGAUGUUUGCUGGAAGUUUAGCACUAUUGACAGAUGCAACUGGGGUGGAAAAAUUAGUUCUUUUAAAAAAAUGUCAAACAUUGCGAAGCCUGUCCCAUAUAUUGUUAUCUAUCAUACGGACCAAAUUUGUAAUGAACGUGAAAGAUUUGUAAAUUGCAGUGAGAGAAUGAAAGAGAUUCGUAAUCUGAAAGGAAAAAUCGCCUACAACUUUGUUAUUGGGGGCGACGCCAACGUUUAUGUCGGUCGAGGUUGGGAUAAGAGUGGGGAUCACGCACCUGAUUGGAACGAAAAGUCGUAUGGGAUUACUUUGAUUGGAGAUUUUACCUUUACCGAGCCGUUACCAGACAUGUUAAGCACCUUAACACAUCUUAUCGAGUGUGGCGUGUCCCAAGGUUUUAUCCGAUCGGACUAUAUUCUUUUGGCGCAUAGCGAUAUAACAACCCUAGCUACCAAAUGUCAAGGGAACGCAUUUAAGGAAGUCAUCUCAAAAAUGGCCCAUUAUAAAAAGUUCCCUGGAAACGAAUCAACAACAGAGGGAUCAUUUCACCCCCCGACGCCACAGUUUCAGAAAGUGUAUGCGACUUCAAUGGAGAUUUUUGUGAUUGGUUUCAAGAGGACUUUGCUCAAAUAAAAUGGAUGAGGAAGAAAGGCGCUUCGGAUAAAGCGGGUGUUACAGGUCCACUAGCAGACAGAAGUAGCGAUGGAAAUGGCUUUUACCUGCUUGUCGACGCAUCCAACAGUAAGGGAAAAGAUGCCGUAGCAAUUUUGUAUUCUGCAAGGUAUGAUUUCCAGUGGUUUGAGGAGAGUAUAUAUUGUGUGUCAUUUUGGUACCACAUGUAUGGUCGAGAUGUUCAGUCUCUCUCCCUUUUUAUUGUUGCGGAGCCUAAUAUAGUGGCAGAAUUGUUUGGACGGGAGGAGGAAGUCAAACAAGUUUGUAAAAUAGAAAAUGACCAGGGACACGAGUGGAAACAGAAACGUAUUAUGGUCGGAAUGGAUACAGGACUCUCAACCGGAAAAUUAUAUUUCAAGUUCGUCGCUAAAGUGCAUGGUUACCAAGGCGACAUAGCGCUCGAUGACAUUCAUGUUAUAAAGGGUCAUUGUUAGCUGUGCUCUGACUAUGAGGAACUUUAAACUCGACAAGCUCAUCGUGUUUCAUGAAAUAUCUUUCGUUUGUAGAUGAUGUACAUAUGUUUUUCGCAGCUUUCCAAUGUUUAAUGUGAUUUACUCGUUCAAUUUGAUUUCAUCGUUGAUGCGCUUGAUCAAUUUUCUGAAUUUGUAAUUUGAUAAUUUGCAUUUUCCUUGCAUAUUCAUUCAUUCAACAUGAUAUUUCGCUGUGUGUAAUAAAACCAUAUGUAAUUUGCUUCACACAAUAAACAUUUAUUCAGAAUUGUUUUGUGUGCAUGUCUUAUGAAAUGAUAUAAUGGGAAUUAUAGGGACAAGCCUGAACACACACAUAUAAGCCCUAACAAAUAUUAAACAAGAGACACAACAGACAAACCACAGACGCAUCAAAACAUCUUCAUGACAAUGGCGGCUACCGACACAGAACGGUCACCGGGCAGAAGCUAAAGGGAGAUUUAAACAAGCUUUUGGGUACUUAACCUUACACUUCUGUGUCUUUUUUGAUGCCAAGACUGAAUGCCAUAACUCGGUUUUUAUUUAUUUUUAUUUAAAAUUGAUUUCGCAAAAAGAAAUUGAACAUAACAUUUAAAAAUGGUACACUUUUAAACGGGGGCAGUUUUUCUAACAUUUUCUUGUUAGCUUAUAUGCGAUACAAUAUUUUUCUCGGUGUUUUCCGUAUUGCGUUUAAAAUAUCACCAAGCCAUCAAACAAUUUUGUCGUCCUCGUCACCAGCAAUCAACAUCAGCACGUGCAAUGUACGUUGUCAUGAACUAGGCCUGGAGAACCCGAAGUCGUGGCUAGGGGUUCCAGCCUGUGCCACUUUCCAGAGUGCUUAUGUUUCAUGUAUUGCAUG
This is a messenger RNA of Mya arenaria, 2633 nucleotides long. Its product is annotated as peptidoglycan recognition protein 1-like. Bases 60 to 1289 code for a protein of 409 amino acids. Gene Ontology annotation, biological process: peptidoglycan catabolic process. Lineage: Eukaryota; Metazoa; Mollusca; Bivalvia; Myida; Myidae. The transcript is spliced from 10 exons. The record is from RefSeq and is a predicted model, not a curated record. Gene Ontology annotation, molecular function: zinc ion binding; N-acetylmuramoyl-L-alanine amidase activity.